AUGGGACCAUCCCUGCUUCAGGCUACUCUGACCCUGAAUGAACGACGGGACCUGGGAGUUUCAUCCUCAGGCAUGAAAGGGCGUGAGGCAGAGCGACAGAAGGGAGAGCCUACUGUCCUCUCACAGGAUUGGGGCAACGAAAAGUUGCAGAAAGCCCAAAGACAGAUAGAUGACAAUGCAUACGACUUGGAAGCUUGGAGCUUGUUGAUAAGAGAAGCACAAACCAAAUGGAUCGGUGAAAUGAGGCCUCUCUUUGAAAAGUUGGUGGGCACAUUUCCAAGUGCGGGCAGAUACUGGAAAAUUUACAUUGAACAGGAGAAGUAA
This is a messenger RNA of Gryllus bimaculatus (two-spotted cricket), 324 nucleotides long. Lineage: Eukaryota; Metazoa; Arthropoda; Insecta; Orthoptera; Gryllidae. The record is from the annotation of a GenBank genome assembly.